This is a messenger RNA of Besnoitia besnoiti, 678 nucleotides long. Its product is annotated as flagellar/basal body protein. The transcript has 4 exons. The record is from RefSeq and is a predicted model, not a curated record. NCBI's taxonomy places the organism in Eukaryota, Apicomplexa, Conoidasida, Eucoccidiorida, Sarcocystidae. Bases 1 to 678 code for a protein of 225 amino acids.
AUGGAGGAUACCCUGGUGAAGUUUGAGACGUAUGAAGACUACCUGGACUCGCACAUUACUGACACUGACAGAUUUUAUCUUGAGGAAGAGCAGCUCGCACGGCAACUCGUCGAAAUAGGCUGUCUUCGCGGCGCAGUGUUGUCAAGGGAAGCGUUCUAUGCGGGAAAGGAGCAGCUAGAGGCUUCUCGCCGCUCCACACACCAUAGCCCCCAGAAGCUUCUUUGUAGCAGCGGUAAAGAACUAAGCGGAAGUAUCGUCUUGCGGCAUCUGGCAGCGAGGGAAGACUUGGUAAAGAGCGGAAAAUUAUCCACGAUUAUCUUCAUCCGAGACGUCAACCGUCGUGGUCAAGAAGUGAGUGGCUACAUCGACUACAGCGACCGGUUGAAAAAGGAGAAUUUCGAGCAAUACUUUGAUCGGAAGAAAAGAUUGUUGCCCAGGCCGUCGGACCUGUCCUACUGCAUUUGGGAUACUCAUUUCUGCUGCGUGAACGACAGCGCGAACUUUCAAGUGAUUCCCGACCAGCAUCUGGGCCUCCUCUUCAAGCAUAAACGCGAUCGGAAGGUGAUUAAUGUUGACCCUCACGCAGACCCUGGAGAUAACUCAAAGCGUCACGAAAUUGAGACCGACGAAUACAUUCAGUUUGUGAUUUACGACCACAUGAGCCGGAGAAGAGGCUAG